Molecule: messenger RNA, 383 nt
Organism: Trifolium pratense (red clover)
Lineage: Eukaryota; Viridiplantae; Streptophyta; Magnoliopsida; Fabales; Fabaceae
Product: defensin-like protein 1
Exons: 2
Coding region: 29-253 (74 amino acids)
Biological process (GO): defense response
Source: RefSeq, a predicted model, not a curated record
AACAACUUGAAGAAUUUUACUAUUAACAAUGAAGAUCAUGAAAUCACUUGCCCUGUUUAUCUUGCUUCUCACUGUCUUUGCUUCACAAACUGUGGUGCAGACAGAGGCAAGAGUGUGUGAAUCACAGAGCCAUGGAUACAAAGGUCCAUGUUCUGGUGACCACAACUGUGCACUUGUUUGCUGGAAUGAAGGUUUCUCUGGCGGAAGAUGCAGAGGAUUUCGCCAUCGUUGCUUUUGCACCAAGCUUUGUUAAAAACAUCAAUGGCUUUGAACCUUUGAUGUAAUAUUGUACUACUAGCUUGCUUGAUUGCAUAAUUUAAGCUUUUAUUUUCUUUAAAAGCUUGAGAAGCAAAUUAAAUAAAAUUUAUCUAGUUGUCUUGUCA